Molecule: messenger RNA, 2873 nt
Organism: Drosophila ficusphila
Lineage: Eukaryota; Metazoa; Arthropoda; Insecta; Diptera; Drosophilidae
Gene: Pi4KIIalpha
Product: phosphatidylinositol 4-kinase type 2-alpha
Exons: 9
Coding region: 344-2485 (713 amino acids)
Biological process (GO): Golgi organization; phosphatidylinositol phosphate biosynthetic process; endosome organization
Cellular component (GO): endosome; lysosomal membrane; trans-Golgi network
Molecular function (GO): 1-phosphatidylinositol 4-kinase activity
Source: RefSeq, a predicted model, not a curated record
AUACAAGUGGGCAGCCCCGCAGAUUCUACUCGUCAGCUGUUUGGCUUGUCAACCAUUUUUCGCUUCGUGUUCUUGACGAAAAUUAAAAUCAAACGCGUAAUUCGCUUAUAAUUUUUGCGAAGUGAGGCGUAUUGUGCUAGAACAUGCGAGCGGGAGAAGAGCAAAGGAGCAGAUAACAGAUAGCAAAGCAACGCCCGAAUAGUGACAGAUAUAAGCGCAAGAAGAAGCUGCAGCACAGCGCGGGCCUUUGUUGUUGUGUCUGCUGUGGAUUCGGGGUAACAGCACCACCUACACCCUCGAGGCCCACACCCAAUCACCCACGUGCCUGUCUUCCACAUUUGCCAUGAGCGGCGCACGGGAUCAGGCGGAUCCCCCGCUGUUGCAGCUCGAGGAUGAGGUGGACCUCAUCGGAGACUUUGUUAAGGACCAAACAACGACCAGCAGCCAGCUGGCCCCGCUUCUAAAUGGCUUCGAGUCGACCACCAACCAGUUGACCACAAAAGUAGAGAUUAAUACAAUCGGCAUGGGCAAACGAAAGAUCAAAAAGCGUGUGAGAAAAGAGAGAGAACCCAUGCUUCUGUCGGUGGACGAUGACGAUGACGAUGAGGAGGAGUCAGGGGAUAAAGUCCACACCAACGGCCUGCCACCAGGCGAGGAGAGUGCGGGUGGUGACUCCGCGCUUCAGAUACCGCAUCUAGAUAAGUUAGUCAUUUUGCACGACGACCAAACCGACGACGGCGACGACGAAGAUGGCGAGGAUGAGGUGCUGCUGAAGAAAAGCUCAAACCAGCGCAGCCAACGAUUCAAAGGUCGCGCUGAGGAGAGCAUCGAAAGCAGCAGUCACCAGCCACAGAUCAUUAGUCACAUCGCACCCGCGAAGGCAGUCACAUCCGCAUCGUCAGCGACAUCGCCGCUAAAAACCACCUCACACAUCGCCCUCGCGCGUCACUCGCAUGACGAGGCCGACGACAUCUGUCUGGUGCCAGAAAUCGACUUCGAGGGCAUGUCCACGGACGCGGGCAGCGACAACAGGGAGUCGCAGCCGCUCCUGGGAGGUGGCAGCGUCGGCCACGGAAGCCGCAUCAGCGAGCUGCUAGGCGGACUGGGACGCGGCCACGAUCAUGUGGACUUUGUGUCGAAUACAUUUGGCGAUGAUCCGCUUUUCUCGGAAAUCGUGGCAAAGGCGGAGGGAGCCAUCGAGGAUGGUGUGCUUCCCGAGCGGAUUUACCAGGGUAGUAGUGGUUCCUAUUUCGUCAAGGAUGCGUCUCAUCAAUGUCUGGCUGUUUUUAAGCCAAAGGAUGAGGAGCCCUAUGGCAGACUGAAUCCAAAGUGGACCAAAUGGAUGCACAAGCUGUGCUGUCCCUGCUGUUUUGGCCGUGCUUGUUUGAUUCCCAACCAGGGGUACCUUUCGGAGUCUGGUGCAAGCUUGGUUGACCGAAAACUCAAUCUGAAUGUGGUCCCGAAGACGCGCGUGGUGAGACUGGUGGCGGAGAGCUUCAACUAUGCUCGUAUUGAUCGACAGAAGGCGAAGCUGAAGAAGCGGAUUAAGGAGCAUUAUCCAUCGGCCCAUUUCAAUCGAAUGAGCCUUCCCUUAAAGACUGGCUCCUUCCAGCUUUUUGUGGAGGGCUACAAGGACGCCGACUAUUGGUUGCGUCGCUUCGACAGCGAACCUUUGCCACCGUCGGUGGCCAAGUCGUUCCAGCUGCAGUUCGAGCGCUUGGUUGUCCUGGACUAUAUCAUUCGCAACACGGACCGGGGCAACGACAACUGGUUGAUUAAGUACGUUGCCCCCAAGAUCACGAGCCAAGUGGGCGGCACCGGAGGCAGAACUAUGCACGGAGUUGUGCGUCCCACACUGCCCAGUGCCAUGGGGGCUUCGGAGAUAGUUGAUCUGAACGAACCGCAUGUAAAUCGAAACGCAAAACCCGACGGUGGGCAGAAAAACCAUUCGGCGGGCGAAGCAGCCACCAACGGGCAACAGGAUAGCAGCAGCGUGGCCAGUAGCGAGGAUGAACCCUCCUCGAGAUCCCCUUCCUCGGAACCAGAUUGGCAUGUGGUGAACUCGGCCUUCAUUCGGAUUGCUGCCAUAGACAACGGCCUGGCUUUCCCCUUCAAGCAUCCGGACUCGUGGCGAGCCUACCCCUACCAUUGGGCGUGGUUGCCACAGGCGAAGAUUCCGUUCAGCGAGGAGAUUAAAGAACACGUACUGCCCCAGUUGUCAGAUAUGAACUUUGUGGAGGAGAUCUGCACGGAGCUGUUAUACCUGUUCCAGCAGGAUCGUGGCUUUGAUAAACGUCUCUUCGAGCGCCAGAUGUCUGUGAUGCGGGGCCAAAUCCUAAACCUCACUCAGGCACUGCGGGAUGGCAAGUCGCCGGUGCAACUGGUUCAGAUGCCAGCCGUGGUUGUAGAGCGAUCAAGCGGCAGUCGGUUCUUUUCUUUUACGCAGCGCUUCCAAAACAAGAGCCCCUUUUUCUCUUGGUGUUAAAUGGCCACUAGGAGUCCCUGCUAACCCCACCAGAAACCAAAUCUUGCAGUCCUGUCCUGCAGCCUCGUCAUCAUGCAAAUGCGCUUCAUUGUUGUCUAGUAUAUCUCCAAAUCAUAAUCAGUUGCUGUCGGCAAGGAGCCCCAAAAAUGUCUUUUGUUAUAUAUUUUAGUUUUGCUCCGGCCAAAAUAUCCACAACGUCAUAUGCAAUAAGUCAAAUACUUUGCUUACGUUUUUAUGGUUUAGCUUACCCAUGGUUAUGUAAAUGUAGAAAAUAACUAUUGUUUGUGAAGUGUUUGUAUAGUCAAUUGUUUAUGCGUAUUAUAAGAUGAAAACUGAAAAAGGGCCUAACAAGUUCACAGUGAGGUCCCAUAAAAAAACGAACGCUCAA